AUGCCAAAUUUGACAUAUUUGGAUCUUUCAUACACUGGUCUCGAAGAGCUCCCAAAGGACAUCAAAUGUUUAGUUAAUUUACAAUACCUAAACAUUUCAAACACACAGAUCUCAUCACUUCCAGAGGAGUUGGUAAAAUUGAAGAAAUUGCAAUAUUUAAUAUGCAGAAAUACAAGGCUGGGCAAGGUAGAGGAUGGUCUCAUGUCAAUAUUACAAAAGUUGAAGAUCAUUGACGUAUUUCCAUCAGGGUGGGUAGACCUGGCACAAUUAAAGAAAUUGAAAAAACACAUCAAAGCCAUAGGAAUGCGUGUAGUAUCAGAAGAGGUUCUCCAACAACUCUCAUGUUUGCCAACUACUCGGCUUUAUCUAGCCAAUGUGGAUAACUUGAUCUCUCUUUCAUUUGAUACUUUAAGCUGCAAAGAUCAUGGGUUCUUGCAGGAACUAGAAAUUAGUUUUUGCCGAAAGCUUGAGGUGCUUGUGAUGAAUGGAAAUGGGUGUCAUCUCAAUGAGCUCAAAAUCUGGCAUGUUAAAAAACUGCAGAAUGUUAUUUGGACAAAUCUAUCGCCGCAAGAAUUUUUUCAUGUGUUGAGGAAGUUAUAUAUAGUAGGAUGUAAUUUGGAUAAUUUAGCUUGGAUCCUGCAUCUCCCAUGUCUAUCUUAUUUAUAUAUAAGAUAUUGUGAAGAGAUAGAAGCGUUGGUUUACAUGGAGGAGGAGAGAGAAAUUCAACAACAAGAAGUCUCAGAACACCGCCCAACAUUCCCUGCAUUGGAAUUUCUAAAGAUAACUAAUCUACCAAAAUUAGUGAGCAUAAGCAAUUUUGAAUUGGAUUUCCCUCGACUUUCAUGCCUUAUAGUAGAAGAUUGUGCAGAGAUAGAAACAUUGGUUUACAUGGAGGAGAGAGAAAUCCAACAAGAAGAAGUCUCAGAACACCGCCCAACAUUCCCUGCAUUGGAAUUUCUAAAGAUAACUAAGCUACCAAAAUUAGUGAGCAUAAGCAAUUUUGCAUGGGAAUUCCCUCAACUUAAAGAUCUGACAGUGCGUCAAUGUCUUAAUCUGAAGAAGUUACCAUUCAAGAGUGGCAUUAACAACAACAAUCAAAGAAUUAUAUACAUUGAUUGUGAGAGAGAAUGGUGGGAAAGCUUAGAAUGGGAUGAUGCCACCAUCCCAUCUCACCUUCAGCCAAAUUUCAGUAGGGAUGAGAUUGAUGAAGACUAG
Molecule: messenger RNA, 1215 nt
Organism: Dioscorea cayenensis subsp. rotundata (Guinea yam)
Lineage: Eukaryota; Viridiplantae; Streptophyta; Magnoliopsida; Dioscoreales; Dioscoreaceae
Product: disease resistance protein RPS2-like
Exons: 2
Coding region: 1-1215 (404 amino acids)
Molecular function (GO): protein binding
Source: RefSeq, a predicted model, not a curated record